AUGACAUCCGGGAGCCCUGGAGACUGCGGGGAGGUGCGGAGGAGCCCGGAGGGCCGCGUCUCUCGCCUGGGCCGCCGCCUGGGCCGCCGCCGGCGCCCGCGCUCCCCGCCCGAGCCUCUGCGGGUGCGGGCACGGCUGCGGCUGCGCUCGCCGUCGGGGGCGUUCGCGGCGCUGGGGGCGCUCGUGGUCCUGGUGGGCAUGGGCAUCGCUGUGGCCGGCUACUGGCCGCACCGCGCCGGGGUCCCAGGGCCGCGCGCUGCCAAUGCCAGCGCGCCCCCCCUGAGCGAGCUGCGACGCGAGGGUCGCGGCGCCGGCCGGGGCCACGGCCCGCACGAGCGGCUGCGGCUCCUUGGGCCCGUGGUCAUGGGCGUCGGCCUGUUUGUGUUCAUCUGCGCCAACACGCUGCUCUACGAGAACCGCGACCUGGAGACGCGACGGCUUCGCCAGGGGGUGCUGCGGGCUCAGGCGCUCCGGCCCCCUGACGGCCCCGGCUGGGACUGCGCCCUCCUCCCCAGCCCCGGACCCAGGACUCCCGGAGCCAUGGGCUGCACAGAGCCAGAAAGUUGGGACCUGUCCCCGCGUCGGGGUACCUCACCCGUCCCAUCAGUGCGGAGUCUGCGUUCAGAGCCUGCUAAUCCUCGCUUGGGGUUACCUGCCCUGCUCAACAGUUACCCGCUGAAGGGCCCGGGGCUGCCCCCACCCUGGGGUCCACGGACCCAGACUGGCCAUGUGAUUAUCACCGUGCAGCCCUCUGGUUCCUGCAUUGAACAUUCCAAGUCUCUGGAUCUGGGCCUCGGGGAGCUCCUGCUUGGGGCCCCAGCGGCUCGAGACUGUGCUCACCGGAGCUGGCCACGGCUGGACCGCAUCAGUCUGGGGGGUUAUGCCAAGUUGGAAGGAGGAGGGAACUUGGGAGCGCGGGUUUGAAGAGCAGGAGACAGCCUGCUAAGAGGGCUGCAGCAUGGACCGUGGUAACAGGACCAGAAGUCCCAAAGUCUAGUAGAUGCAUCAGUCACUUCCCAGACCGGAGACGGAUGCUCUGGCCCCAGCAGCUGCUAAGGCAUCCUGACUUGCAUGUCGGCAGAGAAAUGCCAACUGCACAAGGGUUCAAUCAGCUGGAGUGAAUGUUUUCAUGUGGAGUCUGGAGACCAGCAUGACUCGGCCUCGGGAACUCUUUAACCCUCCAAAAGUGGCCUUAGCCUUGGACAGGUACCUGAGGCAGCUGGAGGUCCAGGUCAGGGUGAUUGGGAGAUACAGCAGGUGUCUCGGCAGAUCCAAAGUGGUGGGCAAGGACCCCUAAGACUUGUAAGGUAGGUUGGCUGGUAUGUUACAGGCUGGGCCAGGCUCCCUCCACGGUAGUACCGGUUGUGGGGUUAGGGGAGAUGGGCAAUGGGGUAGAGUUGAGACCCUCCACUGCCAUCUGGGAUGGGGGCUGAGGCAUUAACUCCCACCACCUCAGCCCCUCUCUCCCCUCAGCCAUGCAGGGUACACCCCCUAGGGCUACACUACUGCCAAAGCCUUCCUCCGGAGGGUCCGGCCCCUCCCUGAACAGGUCUGAGAAGCCCCCUUCUCUCCUUCGUCAUGGCCUGUGCUGCAAAAUCUCCCCCAACUGGCAAAAAGCAUCUGCCAGUUCUCCUUUUAUACAGCGUUGAAGCUGCACUUCGGCCAAUGUGGGUAGCUUAAUUUAGAAAAGGGUCUUUUCUAGGGUCAAAAAUUUGAGUCUCCCUUACCCAUGUGGAACUUUUCCCAGACUGCUGGUAGGAGAAGAGAACUUUAAAAGUUGAUCAAUUGUCACACAUUCAGUUCUAUUUUUGUUUUUGUUUUUUUAGUUUAUUGAAAAAUGCAAUACAAGAAGCAAGACCAAACACGUAUCUAAACACUACACCACUUCUCUUACUACAAAAGGCCAAAACAGCAGACCUAAUUAUUGCCUUUUUAAUCUAAGGAUCUUGCCAAUUUGAUUCUGCUGCCAUAGUUCCUAUUUUGUCAAGAAAUGUAAACAACUACUUGACAUGAUUCAUAAUUUUAAAAAAAUUUACAAAGCUCCUUCAUUUUUGUCACCAAAAUAAUACAUUUCAGAAAGAUUUGUAAAAACCACCAGCCUGGGGCUGAGAUCCUGGGCAGAUCUUUCCCAGGAGCAUUCCUUGGUGUCAGUCAGGCCUUAGCUCUGGUUCUACUUCCCAGGGCGGCUGGGGCCCCUCCCCCUCAGCUGCCUGCAGAACAUGCGAUGGGUGGGCCUGGGCAGGCGGGCGUGGAGGCUCCGAGAGGUCCCUGCACCCAGGUUCUGUGGGCCCUUGGCUUUUUAGGUCCUGCUUGGCGGGUGGGCG
Callorhinus ursinus (northern fur seal) is the source of this 2324-nucleotide messenger RNA. RefSeq names its product transmembrane protein 200B (gene TMEM200B). Lineage: Eukaryota; Metazoa; Chordata; Mammalia; Carnivora; Otariidae. The record is from RefSeq and is a predicted model, not a curated record.